AGUAAACCUGCUGCUCCUCCUUUGAAUGCUUCAAUCAUAUCAACACACACAGACGUCUCACGCUGCUUACUAGAUACAAGCUCUUCAAACCAUUCUGGGAUAUCAUCCUAAACGUUUGGGACACUGAAAAAGAUUUAAAGAGGGAGCAAUGCAAUUAGUUGACGUGGAGUUAGAGAAACACGUGGAGAUGUCGUCCUGUGAGAACAGGACGUCCACAAACAGCCCAAAACUUCUGUCACACUCGAUCGAGGAAAUACUGAAAAAACCUUCAUGUUUGACCGUGCGAUCUGACAGAACGGACAAGAAACUUAACACAUCUGGAUGUGCACAGACCAAGAUAAACACAGACGCUCCAAAAAUCAGCCAAUACACAGCUCGAGGGUCGGGUCGCAGACGGGUACGGACCGCAUUCACCGUGAGUCAGCUGGAGGAGCUGGAAAGAGUUUUUCAGGAAACACACUAUCCUGACGUUCACACCAGAGACCAGCUCGCCUGUCGAACGCAGCUGUCUGAGGGAAGAGUACAGAUCUGGUUCCAGAACCGGCGGGCGAAGUGGAGGAGCAGUGAAGCUAAAGCAGCUAGAGCAGCACACACACCUCUGACGGUGCUGAGAGACACUAAACACCUCCUGACUCCUGUCCUCUGUCUUCAGUACCUGAGCUUUCAGCAGGAGUUCUGGCUGCCCGAGUCCGUCUCUCCUCCGAUUGGUUCUCCUGAACAUGCCACACUUCAACAUCAUUCAUUCUUCUGACCUCAGCGCUUUCAUGGGACACUACA
Carassius auratus (goldfish) is the source of this 777-nucleotide messenger RNA. Its product is annotated as intestine-specific homeobox-like. Gene Ontology annotation, biological process: regulation of transcription by RNA polymerase II. Gene Ontology annotation, molecular function: DNA-binding transcription factor activity, RNA polymerase II-specific; RNA polymerase II transcription regulatory region sequence-specific DNA binding. The transcript has 4 exons. The record is from RefSeq and is a predicted model, not a curated record. Bases 149 to 751 code for a protein of 200 amino acids. NCBI's taxonomy places the organism in Eukaryota, Metazoa, Chordata, Actinopteri, Cypriniformes, Cyprinidae.